AAAUCAUUCAGUUUGCGCGAGCCUGUCUCCAGCGCCACAUGCGAUGUUCAACAGUAGGUAGGUAUUUGUGAGAGCAUUCCAUGGCCACUGCACACCAUGACCAUAUCCGCGCCUUGGUAUUACCUCGUCAAUGUUACUAGCUCGUCUAUUUGGCUUCUUGUUGUCUUUGUUCGCCCCAAGGCGGCAGCCCUUGACCAUUAAGGGACCCCUAGUCAGGCCUCUAAGACCCUAGCCUGACGGGCUAUCCACGAGGAGUUCUCCAUACCCACAUACAGUACUAAAGGGCUCCAGUGUUCAGCCCAGUGGCACUGACUGGCAACUUCAAGUUGACGCCUGACACUGGCACUGGAACUGCACCGCAACUUGAAUCCCCGAAAUAGUACCUGAUUAAAGCCUUCCCUCUCACAAACUGCGCUCCUCUUUGCGAACCAUACAACAGCAACAACCUUCAGCAGGGAUCGCAAACAAACUGCUGUCAGAACUUUGAACCCCGUUUGCCCUUCUGAGCGUUCAAGCAUUCAGGCAACUCGAAUCAUCUACAGUAACUGCCGCAUUCCCUCGCCGCACCGCACGCGCUUCCGCCCUUUGCUUUCUGACAAACGGGGGGUUUGCCUGACCUAACCCUGUCCUGACCUACUCGCACCUCGAACCUCAUACACGUUCGCCUGACCUGACCUCCUUCCCUCAGCCACGAUUCCCACCGGCUGGGACGAAUAUACCCUUCCAGUUGUUCAUUUCCCCUUCCUCUCCGUCGCGGUCCUGCGCCAUCGUCGAUGUCAUGAGCUCUCGUCUCAAGAGUUUAGGCUUCGGUUCCAAACGCAAGAGCAGUGCCAACAUCCAGCCCAACUCGGUCGCGUCGCCCAACGGUUCCACCUCCACCACCGGCACUCCUCCGCCGCCGAAUUCGUCUCAGACGAGCCUGCCUCCGAUGAAUCAGCCAGGCAUUCCCGGCCGACCCCCUAGUUAUACCUACAACAAUGUCCAAGGUCGCCCUCAAUCUCCCAUGCCACCUGGCCAACCCCAGAUGGCGCACCAUCCCCCACCCAUCGACACGAGGCAACCAUACGUGCCUGGUGCUCCUCAGCUAGGUCCGCCUCAACCGCCCGGAUAUGGUGGUGCCUAUGGCCAAGUGCCCCCUCAACCUGCCAUGCCACAAAUGCAAAACCAGUUUGGUCCCGCUCGUCCAGCCGAAGUGGAAGGCGCGGGGAGGAACAACAAGGCUCAGCUGAUCGUGGGGAUCGAUUUUGGGACAACAUUCUCGGGUGUGGCCUUUGCAUUUGCGACGAACACGGAAGCCAAGGAGGAUAUCAUAACUGAAUGGCCAGGCGCGGGCAAUCAGACCAAGCAAAAGAUUCCCACUGUUUUGUACUAUGAUCAAUAUCAAAAAGUCGUCGGCUGGGGUCCAGAUAUUGCUGACGCACUGGCUCCUACCGGCUACCCCAAACCAGGUGUACAGAAGGUGGAAUGGUUCAAACUACAGCUGAUGCUUUCCGGCAAUACCUACAUUGACCCUAUUAACCUUCCUCCGCUGCCCCCGGGGAAAUCCGAGAUCGAUGUCGCCGCUGAUUACUUGUUCAAGUUACGGCAAGCCAUGCGUGUGCAGUUGCAGAAAACCUUGGGUGAAGUCUUCAACCGAGAGGAGCGCAAUAUUCGAUAUUUCUUGACCGUACCGGCCAUCUGGAACGAUGCUGGGAAAGCUGCCACCAGAGCCGCGGCCAUUCAAGCAGGGUUCAUCCGAGACGAGAACGACAACCGGCUCACCCUUGUGACGGAACCGGAGGCCGCCGCCAUGUUCUGCUCCAAAACCGGCCUGCUCAACCUCAAGAUCCAUGAUGCUGUGCUCAUCGUUGAUUGUGGUGGCGGUACAGUCGACUUGAUCGCUUAUGAAGUUGAGGAAGAAAGCCCUUUUACAGUCGCCGAGUGCACAGCUGGCAGUGGUGAUUCUUGCGGCAGUACUGCUCUCAAUCGCAACUUCUCCAACAUUCUGCGCGCCAAAAUUCGGAAAAUGAAGCUGCCGGACGGCUCCAAGACGGCCGGCCGAGUAUACGCCAAGUGUAUCAUGGACUUCGAAAACAGAAUAAAGGCCGAUUUCCGCAAUAACGGUCAGAAAUGGGCAGUGGAUGUUGGCAUCGAGGCCGAGUUCCCAGAAGCCGGCAUCGAGGAAGGCUACAUGACCUUCACCAACGAAGAAAUCCUGCAGUGCUUUGAGCCUGUCGUCAAUCGCAUUCUCGAACUCGUCCGCAACCAGAUCAUCGCCAUUCAGGCACAGAACCGAUCAUUACAGAAUGUCCUGGUGGUGGGUGGCUUUGGUGCUUCGGAAUACCUAUUCCAGCAGAUCAAAUUGCAUGUUCCUCCACAGUUCCAAUCCAAGGUGGUCAGACCUAUGGACUCGGUUGCUGCCAUUGUCAAAGGUGCCGUCACAGCAGGUAUCACGGAGAGAGUCAUCACGUCGCGCGUGGCUCGAAGACAUUAUCUCAUGGCGACAUUACAGCCGUUCAAGGAAGGUUAUCACCCAGAACAAUACCGUGUCCCCAGUUUGGAUGGCAAAGAUCGGUGUAAAUACACUCGACAGAUAUUUGUGCAAAAGGGUGAAAGAGUCAAGAUUGGUGAGCCUGUCAAAGUGUCGUUUUUCCGGCAAGUUGCUCCAGGGGCAACUCUGAUGUAUGAGGAUAUUCUCUACGCUUGUGAUGAGGAUGUUUGCCCUGAAUAUACCAAAGAUCCCCGGAUCAUGGAAGUUGUCACCCUCACUUCCGACCUGUCAAGGAAAAAUCUGGAGAAGGAUUUUGAACGGAUGGACACUCCACAAGGGACAUUUUAUCGUGUCUACUUUGACAUCUACCUGACUCUGGACGGGUCCGAAUUCAAUGCCGAGUUGGUCUGCCAGGGCGAGGUUAUGGGAAGAUGCACGGCGAGAUUCAGAUGAAGACCUCGUGCGAAAUUUCUGAGAGGUCGGAACAGAUUCGGGGAAAAGCUGCUCUAAUAUGCCCGAGAGGAAGGCCCGCGACUCGUGGAAGGAGGAAUAUCUAUUAUUCUUGGACUUUGGACAACUGUAAUCUACCCUGCGCCGUCGUCAAACAUUGAACAGCGCACAGUCGACACCCGGAGAUCCCGUCCAGGACGCAGGAGGGGAAUACAUGAAGCAGACGCACCGGCAAUGACCACCGUUGACGCUAUUGAUUCAAGGGGGAAGCAAACUUGAAGAAGGCUCGCUAUAUGUUGACCGAAGUUAUACCCUCUUGACACAAUGAACAAUCACGAAAGGAUGGACAAGUUCGAGGCCCAAGACUGACCUGUCUAAGGUGACUCAAUCUGCAGGAGGGCUGGGCCACCGUCCGAUCGACCCUAUCGUGUGACGAGGCCAGCAAGCAGACAGAAGGAACGGAUGGAUGAUGUCAUGUCUGGAAAACCCCUGCCCGGCAUAUCGGUUUAGGGUCGUCAAGGUUGUGAUUUGAUGCAAUGAGAAACAAACGUGAGCAACUUAGGGGACACUUCUUGCUGGACGGAGGAGACCCGUUCAGGCGCGAGCAUGAGAUGGACAACUUGAAGACUAAAGGGAGAGGGAAUGUCAGGGCGGUAGCGUGCAGAUACCAACUUGAAAUGAAUUACUAGUAGUACCAUUGCAGUUACCGAUACGUCUCCAAGAGUAGUUUAGUGCAGAUAGGAUAAGAGCCGCUGGAAUGAAUUUUCUCCUUUUCCG
This is a messenger RNA of Exophiala dermatitidis NIH/UT8656, 3697 nucleotides long. RefSeq lists its product as uncharacterized. Gene Ontology annotation, molecular function: ATP-dependent protein folding chaperone; ATP binding. The record is from RefSeq and is a predicted model, not a curated record. Lineage: Eukaryota; Fungi; Ascomycota; Eurotiomycetes; Chaetothyriales; Herpotrichiellaceae. Bases 779 to 2923 code for a protein of 714 amino acids. The transcript is spliced from 4 exons.